Molecule: messenger RNA, 1876 nt
Organism: Megalobrama amblycephala (Wuchang bream)
Lineage: Eukaryota; Metazoa; Chordata; Actinopteri; Cypriniformes; Xenocyprididae
Exons: 6
Coding region: 118-1566 (482 amino acids)
Biological process (GO): DNA integration
Molecular function (GO): nucleic acid binding
Source: RefSeq, a predicted model, not a curated record
GCGGUGGAAAGAACGCAACGCGCUCGUGAUGUACUUUGUGGUGAGAAAAGUUGAAGGCUGGCCGAUCUUUUGUUUGUUGCCGUUUGCAUGACUCGUUGAGAAAUUGUUUCCUGCAUCAUGUCUGAGCGGACUGAGCUGUCUCAGGAUGUUGCAGCCCACAUAGCAGAGUUUCUGACGUCUUUAGGACUGAAACUUUCAAGCCCUGAAGUUUCAGAAGAUGAUGUUGAUAGUGUGGUCUACCAAAUAGAGAAUGUAAUCUCCUUGCUUGGCAAAUGUGCUGACCGGUCAUCUUUUGGAAACAUGGACAGUGCACUGGAGAAAUUACAGGAGGCACAUGAGCUGCUUGAAUCAACAAAGGAAUCUACAUCUCAUGGCUACAAAGCUCCAGUGCUUAAACAUACUGGUGAGAAGGGACGGCCUGCCUUUGACAUCAGCAUGGAUCAGUUGGAAUACCUCCUUGAGCUAGACUUCACGAUUCCUGAGAUAUCACGCCUGUUGCAUGUCAGUUUAAGCACUGUCAAGAGAAGAAUGAAGGAAUAUGGGCUUUCUGUGAAACAAACAUACACCCAGAUAUCAGCUGAAGACCUGAAAAAGGUGGUUAGCGAAUUCAUUCAACAGUGUCCGAAUUCAGGAUAUGCCAUGGUGUCUGGAUAUCUCAAGAGUUCAGGCAUCAAAGUAACACGAUCUACAGUUCGGGAAACACUGAAGGCUGUGGAUCCAGUGGGCACCCUGCUGCGUGGAUUGCACCUUAAUUUCAUUCACAGAAGAGUGUAUUCAGUUCCUUCACCUUUGUCUCUUUGGCACAUCGAUGGAAAUCACAGACUGAUCAAGUGGCGCAUCGUCAUCCAUGGGGGCAUAGAUGGAUUCAGUCGUAAAAUCAUGUAUUUGAAGGCUUCCACCAACAACCAGGCAGCAACAGUUUUGGAGGCAUUUUUGGAAGCUGUUGAGCAGUUUGGUUUGCCAAGUAGAGUGAGGAUUGAUAAGGGUGGUGAGAAUGUUGAUGUGGCAAGAUUUAUGUUGGAGCAUCCUCUUCGUGGGCCAGAGAAGACCAGCUAUAUAACAGGAAGAAGUGUUCACAAUCAGCGUAUUGAGCGUCUGUGGCGGGAUGUCUGGUGUGCAGUUACGUCAAAUUACUAUGCAGCUUUCCAGUAUCUGCAGGAAAUUGGAGCACUGGACCCAGACAAUGAAAAAGACCUCAUAUGUCUACACUAUGUCAUGGUGCCUAGAUUGAACGUGGACCUUAACCUGUUCAGACGGGUGUGGGACCGACAUCCCCUCUCAUCUGAAGGCAACAGAUCUCCACAACAGUUGUGGGUUUCAGGUCAACUGUUGAACACAGAUUUUCCUGCUGAUCCAAUGGAUUUCACUAACUUUGGAGUGGACUGGGAUGGUCCUGUUCCUGCCAUGGAUUGUGGUGCUGUUGAAGUUCCUGAGGCCCCUGCAUCGCUUCGGCAGGCUGUGCUCCGAGAAAUAACUCAAAACAUCAAUCCCCUAAGGUCAAGUCAGUGUUUUGGCUUGGAUGUUUAUUUGGAGGCACUAAGACUCAGUGAAACAGUCACUGUUUAGGGGCAAAAAUCUGCAGAACCAGUGUUUAAGCAUGGCAAUGUCACUUUUUCAGAAUAUUGUAUAUUAAAGAUAAUUGUAAAAUCCACAAAAGCUUUAUAGAUCUUUAUUGUAAAGUUGUUAAACAGUGUUUUUCAUGCUUGUUUUGCACAUUCAUAUUUUAUACAUGCAUCUAAAUGCCACUUCUGAUGCAGAUUCUGUUUCCUCUGCCGUGGAAAAAAUAAUGGUAAAAGCCCUACAGUGAGUUAUUCUAAUUAACAUGAAAUUGAUAGCCAAGGUUAGGGGAAAAUUACCUUUUUAUAAAUGUAAAAAA